CGGCGCCCAAACAACGGCGGCCGCCCGCCGGAGUCGGCUCGCAGAGAACGCGUUGUGCCGCCAAGAGAACGCGAUGUCGCCGUGGCCCGUGGAUAAACGUCGACGUCGUUCUCGUCGGGGAUACCGCGCCGCCAGCAGCUCCUCCAACGGAAUAAGGAGGAGCUCGGCGGAAAGGUGCUGGUGAGAGUCCUGGCAUGGCACUAUGGUGGCUUUGUCCUACCGCCGGGCCCGCCUGCUGGCGCUGGCCCUGCUCGGCAGCGGAUUCCUCGUGGCUCGUAUCCACCGAGCGCAGCUCGGAGGUGGAGCAGCGCCCGUCGUCCUCACAGGACAGCAAGCGCUGCAGGUCACGAUUCCUUUAGAGCUAUCUCAAAGGCCCGCGUCUCAACCACCUACCAAGCUCCCCAAGUACCCCUUCAAGUACUAUGACGCUCAUCAGCCACCCAGACACAAAGUUCGGGCCAAAGACUUGCUUUCCUAUUUCAAGCCCCUUGGCAAUGCCACCUGCUUCGUACACGGUACCGAUAUUAAAGCGAGCCAUAGUUCGUGCGUAUGCCAGCCGGGGUGGUUUUCGGACGACUGCAGCUUACCCGAAGCCAUCAGUUCUUCCAAGCGCUUCAGACGUCGCUGGACUAACAAGAAGGUCCACCGCAGGAGCGGCCGGCCUCGGCGUAUCGUCAACGCCAUCAACAUAAACCACGAGCUCGACCUCUUGGAGGUGCGGUUGCGAGAACUGUACAACGUCGUCGACGUGUUCGUCGUCUGCGAGUCUAACUACAGUGCCAGGGGGGAGCCCAAGCCGUUGCACCUCCUUCCGGAGCUCCAGAAGGGUUUCCUGGCACCGUAUCAGGACAAGAUCGUGCACGUCUUCCUCGACCACUUCCCGAGUAAAGGUCGGGAAGACGGUUGGUUCGCCGACGGCUACCAGAGGAGCUUCCUCUGGCGACAGGCCAAGAAGCAACUCUCGGGUCUCAGGGACGACGACCUCUUCGUGCUGACGGACGCCGACGAGGUACCGAGGGCGGGUCCUCUUGCGUAUCUCAAGACGCACGAGGGCUUCGGGGAACCCAUGUUUCUGCGGCUGCGUUGGACGCUGUACGGAUUCUUCUGGCAGCAUGUGCAAGAGCACGUGCAAGUGCUCUCCGUGUGCACGAUGCGCUUUCUGUCGCGGGUAUUGCGCAACGACGCGGCUCGCCUGCGUCGCGAAGACAUUCCUGCCAACUCGGAGGAGCUCUACGGAGGGGAACUGGAGGACUGGACCCUGGGCCAGAACGACGACUAUAACGCCGGCUGGCACUGCUCGUGGUGCUUCGACGUCGAGGGCCUCCGAGUGAAGCUCAAGUCCGCGCAGAAGGACGACGGCAUCCGGUGGGGAGACUUUCCAGAAAAGACUUCCGCUCGCUUUCUGAACGUCCUCGUCAAGCGCGGCCUGUGGUUUGAUGGCAAGAAAGUGACUAAGCCGAGCGUGCUCACUCGUGGGGGCACUGUGCCGUCGUGCGUGAUGGACGACGAUAAAUACGGUUAUCUCCUUGCGCCUGAUAACGGGACUUCGCGCACGCCGGAGCUGCAGUAGUUUGCUGUUGGGAUGCGUGGCUUUUCGUCUUCAACUAUUUACAGAAUGUUUUCCAAGGUUUGAAAAACAUGAGAGCACUGUCUCAAGGACACUGAAUAGGUAUUCCAGAACCAAAAUCUGGGCCAAACACAGUCUGUGUAGACAUUAUACUUGCCUGUAUAAGAAAAUAAUAAUUAUAUCAUAUCGCGCGUUCAAACUUGGCGCCUGUUAUACAGGUUACGUGAUAUAAUAACUGCUGUUCAUGUAAGCUUCAGCGGAGCGUAGUUUAUCAAGGUCAUAGUUUUCCCAUGCAACAACAAUAAGAACGCGUCCUUGGGCGGGGUCUUUAACGAUCUUCCGCAGCCUUUACUGUUCUUUCUCGGCUCGGCCCAAGUAAGGCAUGGUAGGUGCAGAGUAAUGAUUAGACAGAAUAUGCUGCGGUAGGCUGUGGUGGAUGUUGUUGAA
This is a messenger RNA of Rhipicephalus sanguineus (brown dog tick), 2014 nucleotides long. RefSeq names its product beta-1,4-mannosyl-glycoprotein 4-beta-N-acetylglucosaminyltransferase. Gene Ontology annotation, biological process: protein N-linked glycosylation; N-acetylglucosamine metabolic process. The transcript is spliced from 3 exons. Gene Ontology annotation, cellular component: membrane. The record is from RefSeq and is a predicted model, not a curated record. NCBI's taxonomy places the organism in Eukaryota, Metazoa, Arthropoda, Arachnida, Ixodida, Ixodidae. Gene Ontology annotation, molecular function: beta-1,4-mannosylglycoprotein 4-beta-N-acetylglucosaminyltransferase activity. The coding region runs from base 203 to 1570 and encodes 455 amino acids.